GCAGUCAUCGGAACGUAACAUCACUACAGGAGGUAAAGGAAAGAUCGCCUUUAAACUUGGUCAAAAAUGACUCGAAAAACGUCCGAUUGCGCUUCUUUCACAACUGAGAGAAGGACCCACACUUGAGAAUAAUAUUGGCGAAUAAUGGCCGAAAGGGUUGAUUGGGUCGAAAUUCGUGAACCCCGUUCCGGGGACCUGAUGUAUGCCAACAUCAAAACAGGAGAAUGUCUGUGGGAGGCACCCACUUCGGCGAAAGUGAAGAAGACGAGCACAAAUCAAUGGUGGGAACUCUACGACGACAAAACAAGACGAUAUUAUUAUUAUAAUGCGCAUACCAAACAGACAGAGUGGAGAAAACCCAAGGAAUCGGAUAUCAUAACCUUAGCUAAGCUACAGAAUCUAAAAGGAAAGGCGUCAAAACGCCGCUCAAGUUCGUCUCGGAAAGACGGCUCUCAACGCCGUCGCAGCUCAUCGGGCCGAAGGGAGAGCGGCGAGGACCGAGGUCAAAACGAUGCCGACCGAUCAUUACCUCGUAAAUACAGUCGACAUAAUUCGGGUGAGAGUCUGUCGCAUGCAAGAAAACACAGUCGAAGCUCCCAUUCAAGAUCCUCUAAGAGCCAUGGACAUUCGUCUAAGGAUGAUCACGAUGAGAUAGACCGGGACUCGAAGGGAGAUGAGGGGAUGACGAAGGAUGGUGAGACGGUCGUUCACAGCUUUAACGAAGCAAGAGAGAGUGCGGAUGUUGACGAAAGACUGCACUUCAUGGAUGGCGACAGGCGUUUUUCCGAAAGAGACGAUAGCAACGAUAUCUUGGAUGUUCCAGAGCUAAACCGCGCGAACCGUGCCUCGGAUAUGGACCUGGACACGAGCCCGCACGAUAUGGACACGACCACGCGAAAUAUCGAGUACCUCAAAAUCAGUGGAGAAAUUGCCGAUCUUGCUGACGAUGCAGAAAUUAUUGCUGACGAUGCAAAUAUUUUGGAACCUUCGUUAGGGAGCCUAAUACCUCCCCCGGAAAGUCCUUCGGGUCGAAAUAGUAACUUGUCCAGCAAUUCCCCCCCGCACUUGAGUUACGUGAGCGAUGGUCCGUUGUCGGAGUCCGACACCUCCGCCCUUAAUGAUUCAUUUCACAGUUGCGAUAGUAAGUUGGGCGAGUCAAACCCCGAGUUGGAAGUUAUUGUAACGGGAGCGUCACCCCCUAAGGACGGGGGGUUGUGGGUGCCGCAAGAAAUUCCACGGACCACGUCAUUCUUUAAUAAGAUGGUGGACACUCAGGGAAACCUGAGGACGUUCAGCCCUGAAAAAGGCUCGAAGAAGGUCCAGCGACAGGCUAGUGAUAGAAGUAGCAAUGGACCACAACUCGCAAGCCCUGUCUUACGUAACGAAGGGGGACGAAGAAGGUCAAGUUCGCUUGACCCUAAGGCCUACGACAACGUACCAUCACCUUAUUUUUCUACCUACGAUAAUUUGAGGUCGGACGAGGCUGGUGAUGAAGGACCCAAAUCACUUUCACAGAAGCUUAUAUCAGGUGGCAUGUCUUUAACGACCGCUGCCCUCGUCGAAGACUGCGAGCCUAUGGAGUCUUCUGGGGACAGCGAGGCGCCGCAAGACCGCAACUCAAGACAGUAUCAACACCAGGUCUCUGACAGCGUUGUGAUGAUGUCAGCGAACGGCGGGUUAAACAACCCGCCCGCUCGGCCGCCCGCUCUUCCAGGGCUCAGAGUGCCAACGAAACGAAUUGAAAGAUCCAAUACAUGUCCUGUUCCAAAGAGUCCCAUGACACCUAUUACGCCACCUCCAGUUGCAACGCAGAGAUUCAACGAACCGGAUUUCUCCGUGCAUUCGCGGAGCAUCUUCGGCAAGAAGGAUAAUUUGAAUUCCAUGUUUAGUCAUUGCAAGCAACCAAUCAAAAAACCUGUUCUGAACACGCGCGAUAAACAACUGAAGAAGGAAGCACUCGAGAUGUUUAAAUUGGUAUUGGUGUACAUGGGGGACAAGCCAAAUCGUAAUAAGCCAUCAGAAACGGCGUUAUUAGAGAUCGUGACGAAGGCUUGGGCAAACCAAUCACUUCGAGACGAACUGUAUUUUCAACUGAUAAAGCAGACAACUGACAACAACAGUUCAACAAGUUUAGAGUUAGGAUGGGAACUGAUGGCGGUGUGUUUAGCGAUGUUUCCUCCCUCGGCGAAAUAUCACAGCUAUCUGGAAGGAUACGUCUAUAAUCACCUCAAAGAUAACCAGAAGCCGAUACACAAAAUAUUGGAACAGGAAAUCUCGAACCGUGUCGCCCAAUACGCUGAAAAUUGUCUGUACAAGCUGGAAAAAAUGGCGAAGACAGGCUCAAGAAAGGGCCAGCGGCAACCGACACAAGAAGAAGUGAAUGCAGCCAAGAGAGCGAUAUUCCAUCCUUCAAUGUUUGGUAGUACACUGGAAGACACGAUGGAGAUGCAACGAACGACGUUUCCUGACCGUAAACUACCCUGGAUACUGACUUGUUUGACGGAACAAAUUGUCCAACAACAGGGCACCUCGACCGAGGGAAUAUUCCGUGUUCCUGGUGAUAUUGACGAAGUCAACUCUCUCAAAGUUAAAACUGACAGUUGGUCUUACCCCGAUGAUUGCAACGACCCGAAUGUUGCAGCUUCACUAUUAAAACAAUGGUUCAGAGAUCUCAAAGAUCCACUCAUUGACGAGUCUGUUUAUGAAAGAUGCAUAACGAAUUGUGACGAUGAAACGAUAUCAAGCGGUAUUGUUGCAUCUCUUCCUACAAUCAAUCGUCUUGUAUUGUGUUUCAUUAUACGGUUUUUACAGAUAUUCUGCAAAGCGGAGGUAAUAAGUAUCACAAAAAUGGACGUGAACAACUUGGCGAUGGUCUGGGCACCGAACUUCCUACGGUGUCCUUCAAACGACCCGAAAGUUAUAUUUGAAAACACACGCAAAGAAAUGACUUUUGUACGAACGUUGCUGAACACUUUUGAUACAACUUUUAUGGAGGGUGUAAAAUGAUCAUGGGAUAAUGCAAAACAUUUUACCGCGUCUCUGAUCUCUAUAAUCACUGGAGUAUUAUCUUGAAUGGAAAUCUCUAGCGAGGUGUAAAGUUUUUUUAGCUAUAGAGACUGAGAAGUCUUUCCCCGAAACAUUUGUCUUUCAUUGAAGUUAAUACUCCAGGACUAUUUAGAGCUCAGUAUAUUUCGUUUUGUUUGCGAGCUCUGAUCUUAGUCCAGUGUUGCGAAAUCUAUAAAGCUCGUCAGCCACUGACCUCGUGUAAUUGGUUUGGUCAUCUGGAGUACGAGACGAUGUGAGCCCACGGAAUAAUAGCCAUGACAUUGUAUAAAGUAUUGUUAUUAAUUCAAUUGAAGUUUUAUUUUAUUGUCAAGUGUCAUCAACACUUUGAACAACGUUCCACUUUAAAGCAAGAUGCACAUGGUGUUAUAUUUUACUUUGAAAAUUUCUGGAAAUAAUUGUAACUAGAUCAUAACGCUCAGACGAGCAAUAGAUAGACAACAUACUGUUUUGUAAAUCUAAUUUCUAUACCUUAUCAUGUGGAUAUAAUCCUGAUAGUUUCUUUUGUUGUAAUACUAACUGUACCAUGUGCAUCUCGCGUGCCGAAUCGAAGUUAUAUUUAUGUACACGUAUUAAUUGAAAGAUGUUAUUUGAGCUUCA
Messenger RNA from Dendronephthya gigantea, 3663 nucleotides. Its product is annotated as rho GTPase-activating protein 39-like. Gene Ontology annotation, biological process: signal transduction. Gene Ontology annotation, molecular function: GTPase activator activity; protein binding. Bases 145 to 3006 code for a protein of 953 amino acids. Gene Ontology annotation, cellular component: cytoskeleton; cytoplasm. NCBI's taxonomy places the organism in Eukaryota, Metazoa, Cnidaria, Anthozoa, Malacalcyonacea, Nephtheidae. The transcript is spliced from 16 exons. The record is from RefSeq and is a predicted model, not a curated record.